UUCAGUUGGCUACGAGCUGUCAGAGCAGGCGGUGACACGCGGUUUUGUUUACGCGUGACGGUUGACGGGGUCUACACACGCACGCACACAGUUACACAUCGUUACUUGAGGUGUGUAAUUACACAACGCGAUUGUUUCACGGGCCGCCGUGACUUUGUGAAUUGUUGGCGUUGCUGGCCAACUGUCAACAGUUGGCGUCGCGUGGCUCUCACGGAUUUCUGCAGCCGAUUUGUCAAGGUGUGCUUUGUUGAUUGCCGGCGUCACACAGCCUACUUUGCGGGGUGUGUGUGUGUGUGUGAUAAGCAACCUUUUGUGCGAAGAAGUGAAAGGGUGAGUGAGAACAAUAGCGAGGCGCACACAAGUGGCGCCAUUGUUGUUGUUGCAGCUGUCAACGCGGAGAGGGGGACCGUGAACUUUCUUAAAGUUCGCGCUUGUCGAGCCGAAUCGCGGCAGGCCUUGGGCGGCAAAGUGAAUAACCUUGUUUUGCUUUAAUCCUUUCGGAUCGCCGCCGACAGUUGGCGACUGACAGCGCACAGUGGUUGUAAUCGAUUCCAUCCAAAGUGCAUCCGGCGGCGUGGGGGGAAAAAGGAAAUAGAGAAGGAGGUGGAGAAGGAGAAGGAGGAAAAAGUGUGACGACGAGGGGUAGAGAUAGAGCAGCGUGAAAAGCCUUCGGGAAGAGUUCGUUAUGUAACGACGACGGUGGAUCGGGCGAGAUAUAGAGCAACGCAAGGUGAAACUAACCUCAAAGAUUCAGGUGGUAACGGAAGAGAAGAAAGGAAGUAAGAGUUGGCAGUACAUAACACAGAUUCUUGUGUAACUUGUGCGGAUUUUAAAGAAGGAAAGCAACUUUUUCCUUCAACGGAAAAAAGAGAAAGAAAAAGGAGCAAACAAACGGGCAGAAAUUUAAGAGUUUUGUGAAGGAUUUUUAUCGCGGCGAGACUGACGGCGAAAUAUCCGGAAGAGCGGUUGUGACAAGGAGACAGGAUAGACGAGGCAGUGAAGAAAUGAAUUGAAAUCGUCGAGACGAGACAUGAAUCGCUAACCUAACCUGCAAAAAGGAAGAAAAAAGCCACAACAAUUUGACAGUUGCAAAAGUUAAAGCGAGUGUAGUUAGAGCCAAUUUUAACCCCUUCCCCGGUUUAGCGUGUGAGCGAGUGGUGACAGGUUAGUGACAGCGCGGCAGGCGGCGACAGCGGCAGCAAUCACCGGAAACCAUGGGCAAAAAGAACUCCAAACUAAAGCAGGACACCAUCGAUCGGCUGACGACGGCGACAUACUUCACAGAAAAGGAAAUUCGACAAUGGCACAAAGGGUUCCUGAAAGACUGUCCCAACGGGCUGCUGACAGAGCAGGGUUUCAUCAAAAUCUACAAGCAGUUCUUCCCGCAAGGUGAUCCCAGCAAGUUUGCCUCGCUGGUGUUUCGGGUGUUUGAUGAGAAUAAUGACGGCUCAAUCGAGUUUGAGGAGUUCAUCAGAGCGUUAUCGAUCACCUCGAGGGGAAAUCUGGACGAGAAGUUACACUGGGCGUUCCGAUUAUACGACGUUGACAAUGACGGUUUCAUAACGAGAGACGAAAUGUACAACAUCGUUGAUGCCAUCUAUCAGAUGGUGGGCCAGCAGCCGCAAACCGAGGACGAGAACACGCCGCAGAAGCGCGUCGACAAGAUCUUCGACCAGAUGGACAAGAACCACGACGACCGGCUCACGCUCGAGGAGUUCCGCGAGGGCAGCAAGGCCGACCCCCGCAUCGUGCAGGCGCUCAGUUUAGGGGGCGAUUAACCGCAGGAAGACCCGCGGGACGGGUCGCCCCCGCAGCGCUCGUACCAGUACGACGAACAGCACAACAUCGAGAUCCGGCGGACCCCGGGCAACGCCUACUAGAUGAGGGGGCGCUUUUUUGACAGCUCGAACGAACGAAGAUGGCGUCGACGCAUGCUUUGUUUUUUGCCGGUUUUUCCGUUAUCGGUUCGAAAAGGGACGAUUCGCCAACGACGUUACGUUUUUUAAUGCGACAAUCGCUUUGACGGCUACGUUUUGACACACACCUUUUUGCACAAACAAACAUUGAACUGCACAAGCAACAACAACAAACAAACAAAACUGAAAACAAUCGGAGCGCGUGAUCUUUUUUUAACAAUCGUGUUUUGUUGGUUUAAGCUAAACGGGAGAAAUUAACCUCAAUUUUUGACUGUUUCUAUAUAGUUAAGGUGAAAGUGACUUAAUGCGAACACAAAUACACACACAAAAACAAAGUUUGAGGGGAAACAUGGGAGGCGAAGUGGAGCGCGGAAAGAACUAAACAAUCGAAUAGCAUUUAUCAACUUAAAGUAAUACAUCUAUUUAACAACAAAACAAACACACACACUGAACGACAGCUUCUUCUAAUAAAGUAAACAAAAUAUUCAAAUACUUAAGGUAAACCCCAAUUGUAACUCAAACAUAGCAAGCUAACACACACAAACACACACAUGCAAGUUUACGCAAAUCUCAGAUAAAAAAAUGUUUUUAAAAAGAGCAAAAGAACCGAUUUUGCAACUUGUUUUGCCCAAGCAAGACGACAUCGCCGAGCUGGAAUGACGUACACCUACCACAACCAUCACACCUUGAUCCGCAACUGUCAAAUUACACACUGAAAGAAAUUCUCACCUUGGAAAAAACAACAAACUCUAAUCUUUACCGUUUACAGAGAAACAAAGCAAACACUAUUUACAACUCGGAACGAGAGGAAACGAUCAGUCACACCACCACCACCAGGAAAAAAACAAAACAAAACAUCGGCAAAAAGGUAAACAAAAGAUUUAAACAUUCGCAUUCGUACUCAAAAACCAGUUUAUUCGUAAGUGUGUAAAUUUGAAAAAAUGCCAAAAACAAGUCAAAGUAAGGAGAUAAAACUAGUGUUUAUAUUUCGUCGACGAAAGCGCAGCGCAAAAAAAAAGGUAAACAAAGUGACAGCACAGCAUGUAAAAAUAGCAAUUUGUUAUCAAAUUUUAACAAGAACUGCGCACCCGCAAGCGGGUGCCUCGCAGAGCAACAAACAAUAUUGAUAUUAACGCUAAUUCUAUUGUUGUUAUUGAAAAAAAAAUUAAAGCAAAACAUUACUAAACAA
Messenger RNA from Culex quinquefasciatus (southern house mosquito), 3105 nucleotides. Its product is annotated as frequenin-1. The record is from RefSeq and is a predicted model, not a curated record. Lineage: Eukaryota; Metazoa; Arthropoda; Insecta; Diptera; Culicidae. The transcript has 8 exons. Gene Ontology annotation, molecular function: calcium sensitive guanylate cyclase activator activity; calcium ion binding. Bases 1215 to 1778 code for a protein of 187 amino acids.